Molecule: messenger RNA, 2193 nt
Organism: Fonsecaea multimorphosa CBS 102226
Lineage: Eukaryota; Fungi; Ascomycota; Eurotiomycetes; Chaetothyriales; Herpotrichiellaceae
Exons: 2
Coding region: 1-2193 (730 amino acids)
Biological process (GO): regulation of DNA-templated transcription
Molecular function (GO): zinc ion binding; DNA-binding transcription factor activity, RNA polymerase II-specific
Source: RefSeq, a predicted model, not a curated record
AUGUCCGCGGCCCCUCGGAGGAGACUGGCCUGUCGCCUAUGCACUCGGCGGAAGGUCAAGUGUGACAAACAGAUCCCAUGCCACAACUGCGUGAAGAGGGGGACUCCGGCAGAAUGCGAACGCGAUGAUGCCGACGACACACAUGCGCAAAGCAGUAUAUCCAGUGCUCGACAUCAGUCCAACGACGACACGUCCGCCGUGGGUGCUCUUCGUGUGCGUGUGGCAGAACUCGAGGCCGCCCUUCAAGAGAAAAUUGCCGAGACCAAUGGGGCGGCACAGUCUUCGACGACGACUCCAGCGACAGAUCAGGCCGAGGGGAGGACUGGCACCACACGGCUGAGGUCGUCGUCGCCAAGCCAGGGGUCAGAAAUUGCAGAUGCAGUCACGGUCCUGGAGUUCCUGGCCUGGGGCCGCAUGAAGGAUCCGGACAAUGCAAUGCUGUCGCCGGAAGCUCUUCGAGUCUCCGAGCACGAUGAUGGCGGGAUUGGCAUCAGCAGCCCGGCCGAGGAGCUCGACUGCUACGCUCUCGAUUCCGGCGUGAAUCUCGUUUCGUGGCUACAGAUCCUGCUCCCGUCUCGACGCCAGGUGUACCAGCUGGUCGACUACCACAGCAACUGCAUGCUCUGGUUCCACGGCUCGUACUUGGCGCCGACCUUGUCCAAAGAACUCGCAUCCUUCUACGCCGAUCACGGUGGCAAGUUCGACUCCAAGAAGGGAGUCGCGCUGCAGUGGGUGGCACUACUGUUCUCGAUCAUGGCCGGGACAAUCACCUCGGCCCCGGCACACGAGGCGAGGAAAUGGGGGUUCGCCGAGAGUGAAGCACGGCUCCUAUCUCAAAAAUGGUACAAGGCCGUCGUCGUCGCCCUGAACGCGGCCAAUUUCACCGCCCACCAUUCCUUACAUGCCGUCCAGGCCAUCACGACGUUGACCAACACUGCCCAUAUGUUGGGCCACUCGAACGCCCAGUCCGUCAUGCUGGCGUCUGCUGUCCGCAUCGCGCAAAGUCUUGGUCUGCACCGACUGGACGACGAGGCGCCAGGUCACGGCGUGGAGCUGGAAACAGGCCGGCGCGUGUGGCAGGAGCUCUGUACGCAGGACUGGUUCAGCACGGCAUUCUCCGAGUCGUACUCGAUCAAUCCGCUGCACUCGACCUCUCUCCCGCCUCAAAACUGUGACGACGACUUGAACGUGCUCGACGAGUCCGAACCGACCGUCACCAGCUUCUGCCGGUUCCUGUCCAAGAUCGCGGCCAUCAUGCCAGCCCUCCAGGACGCCAUGGCCAUGUCCAAUACUCUCUACACAAAACACGAGGCAGUUUUGGUCUACGACAAAAAGAUGCGGUCAUUGGCCACGGGUAGGCCCUCAUUCCUCGCCAACACCGCCUUUGACACCAAUUGGCCGUGCUACAUUCCAUGGGCGCGGCGAGCCAUUGCCAUGAGUUCCGCACACAAGAUCAUUAUGAUUCACAGGAAGCUUCUCGGACUCAGUUUCACGAACCCGGUCUUCGCAUUCACGCGUCGAACCUGCCUGGCGGCGUCCAAAACGAUCUUGAAAGAGUACCUCGCGAGCAGCAGGGACGAGUCGAGCCCGAUGCUCUGGACUCACCAGGCAUUCGCCGUGGCGGCUUGCAUAGUGAUAUGCUUUGACAUCCUGCACUCGCCGUAUUCCGGCCAGGGCCAGGACGAAUCAUCACAGCUGGUCGACCAGACCCUCGAGCACCUGCAGCUCUGCCAGCAGAAGAGCAUGAUCGCCGCACGAGGUGUCAAGGUCCUGAAUGCGCUGCAAAAGCAGAUCGAGAACCGGCGGGUCGAGAGUAGUAGUGGUGGUAGUAGUAGUCGAAAGAGAGGGUCCAAUGAUGCGCCCGUCAGAGACAGCAGCAACAGCAGCAGCAGCACCCCAAGAAAACGACGUCGAGGUUUCGAUGCCGCCGAGUUUGCGAGAUCCUUCUGCGAGGAUCAACAAGAUCGUCCGCCGCUCAUGAAUCAGGGCAUUCCAGAGCGUCUGAACUCGAAUGAAGAAUUGGACCUUAUACAGCAGCGAGCAGAGGAUACGACACAGGAAGUCGGCGUGGACGAACCACUAACUCUUCCUAAUGACUUGAACUGGUUGUGGAGUAUGCCGCUAUCUGAUGAAGAUGGCACUCAGACCUUUGACAACCUGCUAUCUUUUGCAAAUCAAGGUCGCGGAUUCUAG